Molecule: messenger RNA, 6830 nt
Organism: Dromaius novaehollandiae (emu)
Lineage: Eukaryota; Metazoa; Chordata; Aves; Casuariiformes; Dromaiidae
Gene: COL26A1
Product: collagen type XXVI alpha 1 chain
Exons: 16
Coding region: 285-1802 (505 amino acids)
Molecular function (GO): protein binding
Source: RefSeq, a predicted model, not a curated record
GUGUGCGCCCUGGGCGCAAAGAGCAGCGCUGGCCCCGGACCCCCUAUGCAAGCGGCAGCAGCAGCCAGGGCUCAGUUUGCAGAGGGAACUGGGCUUCCCCUUGAGAGCCAGAGCAGCAGCCCCUGUGCCAGGGGCACCUCUGCCCCCCUGGUCCCAAGCUCCUGGGCCACCUCCACCUCGUCAGCUCCCCUUGCGACCCCGCAGUGGGGAGGUGCGGGGGCCUCGCGGCUUUGUGCUGAGUAAGAGGAAAGGGGGUGUGUGAGGAAAACCUUAUUCCCGCAAAAAUGCGGUUUGCUCUUUUCUUGUCCUGGUGCUGCUGCCUGCAUGGAUGCGCGCUAGGGACUGGCUUCCUCUAUCAAUUCCCAACAUCAACCCUGCAGCACAACUACCCAGAACAGAGCUCGGGCUCCCCGGGCAGCGGCUUCACCAGUCGCCGGCAUUGGUGUCACUAUACGGUUACUCGGACAGUUUCCUGCCAAGUGCAGAAUGGGUCAGAAACAGUGAUCCAGAGGGUCUAUCAAAGCUGCCGGUGGCCAGGACCUUGUGCCAAUUUAGUGAGUUACAGGACUCUUAUCAGGCCCACAUACAAAAUGUCCUACCGAACCGUGACCAUGCUGGAGUGGAAGUGCUGUCCUGGCUUCACAGGGAGCAACUGCGAAGAGGGUUCAUCUGGCCGGCAGCACCGUUACUUUCCCAAGCUGGACCAAUGCAUGAACUGCACAAGACUAGCGGAUAUGACUGAGAGGCUAAACACACUUGAGGCCAAGAUUCUCCUGCUUGAAGCUGCAGAGCGCAGCCCGCCUUUAGAAAACAACCUGCCAAUCACUGGAACCACGGCCACAUGGUAUGACGAUUUGCUGCCAGAUGCCUUUCCUCUGCUAAACCCUGGGACUGUCUUGAGGAAAACGGUGGGAUCUGUUGAGCCUAAAGGACGCAGAGGUGCAGAGGAACAGCUAAUACCACAGGGCCUGCCAGGACAGGUGGGGCCUCCAGGCCCAGUUGGACCAACCGGUCUCCCAGGACCGCCAGGGCCAAAAGGCGAGAAGGGUCAACCCGGUGAGAGAGGCCCGGCAGGGCCACCAGGACUGCUGGGACCUCAAGGACCAAGAGGACUUCCAGGAGAAACCGGGAUCCCAGGUCCCCCAGGUCCUCCAGGGCCACCGGCCACCCCAAGCCUCCCUCUUACCUUCCAGCAAGGGGUUCUCUACUCGCUCCAGCCUACAGCUGAAAAAGAAAAUGGAGAACCUCAGCUGGCUUCCACCGUUAUAGACACCAUCAUGGCUGGCUUGCCAGGACCACGGGGAGCCCCCGGCCCAGUUGGGCCACCAGGGCCACCAGGUGCAUCAGGACCCAAAGGGCCACCGGGACCUAUCGGAGCCCCUGGAUUGCAAGGCUUACCAGGCUCUCCAGGACAACCCGGCCCAAAAGGUUCCAAAGGAGACCGAGGAGAGAGGGGGCAAGCAGGUCUGACUGGAGAGAGGGGCAUUAAGGGAUUUCCUGGUGAACCAGGCAAGAAGGGUGAGGAUGGUGAUAAAGGCGCUGAUGGAGAAGGUGUUCAACAGCUUCGAGAAGCUCUGAAGAUUUUGGCUGAGAGGGUAUUAAUUCUUGAGCACAUGAUAGGAAUUCAUGACUCUUUAUCUUCCAUUGAGCCAGGCUCCGGACAAGAUGUGAUCCCAGGCUCCCCGCUGCGAACCAGCAUCAAGAUCAAACGUGGAGGACCUCAGCAGCCACAGCCCUACCAGAUCCUCUCUUCGCUGCUGGAUGACAGUGAAGCCAGAAGGAAAAGCAGUCGGAUGAAGUAGGAGUGUCUACGUGUUCUCCCAGCCCGUCCACCAGUUAAAGAUACAGUAUCCUAGUGCUUAAUUGCAGAGUGCAAAUGAAGUGGGUAGGAGGCUGCAGCGUUGGCAGUCGGGUUUCCUUACCUGAUCAAUACUAAGCCCUUAUUGCAGGGAAUAUCUUAUCCAUAGCUCAGAGAGGGUCUUACAAACAUUUUUCUUUUUGUUAUUUUUUUGUCUUUGGAGUACCACAUGGCAGGUAACCUCAGAAGCUGUCUACAGAAGUGACACCUCCUGACUGUGCCCAAGAGUUUAAUCCUCCGCUUGCUUCCUCAGCUCUAACAAGUUACUCAGUUAGAGCACUGCUUACCUGACUGAGACAGUCAAUCCCAUCAAGAUUCAAAGCUGAGCCUUAGCCUUUUCCAUUGCUGUAGUUGGCUGGCAUCUGCUUUUAUUUCAUGUGGUGUUGUCAUACUGACUUCUAGUUGAAGUUGCUACUUUCAUAGGCCUCUAAAGCAUUCUCACUUGCAAGGAUUUAUCUUAAGCAAAGAACAGAUUGAGAAAUUGAAAGAUCAUUUAAAAUAGUUACUCUGAAAAUUCAGUUUACUCUUGGGACAUGAGCAUCAAAGUCUAGGCUUUGCAUAUUGUUGAUUGCAUGUGAAAGACAUUAUUUCUGUCUGUGGUUAGCUGAGCAAGGACCUCUGAUGCACAUCAUGGCAUACAUUGACUUUCUAUCUAUAUUCAGAUGAUAUUAGAAUCAUUUCUGUGAAAAUUUAUAGCGGUAUGUAUCAGAUAUGAUGGGAUUGCACAAGAAUAUUCUCAUACUGUGUUCAGUUUGUGCAUACAUCCAGAAAAAACAUAAUUUAAGUACUGGCAAUAAAUACUCACAGAAAAGGAUGUUUUUCAAUAGUUUCUUAAUUCUAGAUCAAUAGGGAAAAUUAUUAUUUUGACACUGUUUUGUUUUAUGUUGAGGGUAGACGCUAGGCAUUUGAAUCUUGAGACAGUGUAGUGGGAAGCCACAAUCUAAGGGAUUAGAGUCUUGUCAGCAGCUUAUCUUGCACUAAGGAGCUAAAUACAAAGUCAUUUUACUUUUUGCUUUUUACUGCUAUUUUGGGGAGAGGCCCAGUUUCCACGUUUAAGAGGUUGAACCUGCCCUUUGGUGACACAUGAAUCAUACCUGCUGUGCAAACCAAAUUGGACAAGUUGAUGUCAUUCAUGUAGACAAUGAAUUUUGUUAGAAAGGGUAAGAAUAAUGAACUGAUGGUGCUAUUUUUAUUUAAAUAUAUAUACUUUUUACUGUUCUGUCAGGUUUUCAAAUCCAGCCCAGGAGAAAAGUGAGCAAAUUGUCUUUGUCAUUUUAUGGCGUAAGUAACAUAAAUUGGUCACAUCAUACCUAGUGCAAGAUAGAGCUCUCUGAAAAAGACAAUGUGUACUCCUACAAGUACUUCUGACAAAAGCUGUGGCAAAGACCAACAACUAUAUGGUCCAUGUAUUCAGGAACCCUCAUCACCCAGCAUAAUGUUCCAGAGGGAAAGGGAAGCAUGUGGGAAGCCGCUGGAAACGUGGCUUAAAAUGCAGGAGCUCUGCCCGCCGCUGUCAGCCACACAUCACAUUAGCUUUCUGGAUACAUUGUGAACAUGGCAGACCAACAGAGACAUCAGAACAUCCAAAUCUAUCAUCUGAAGAGCAUUAUAUUUUCAGAAAUAAACAAGUUAAAAGCUACUUCAGAAUGACUAAAUUCACCAUAUGCAUUCAUUCGGACCUGUUCUUUAGAAGUCCAACCAUCUCCCCCAAAACAGGUGAAAUACUCUAAGUUAAUGUCAAGCAAGCAGCAGAGAGUGUUGUCCUCAUGGAGAAGCUUUUUACUGCUUGUACAGCUAAAUAAAAAACAGCCUUAGUUUAAACCGGCUUGAAGGCUUUGAAGUAAAUGCAUUUACUUGCCGUGCUUUCGAAUCCCAGCGUUGCUUGGCUAAUGCCAGUGGUGGGAUGUCAUUCUGUAGUCAGCCCACGUAGUUCAGCUUGUACUUCCAUAUGCUCAAGUUUGCCUUUAGAUAAGUCACAGAAACAAGCCCAAAGCAUUACAAAAGUUUUGGGAAUUGAAGGCAAGAUACAAUCAGGUACUCGCUUUUUCCAAGCCUCCAACAGUUAAAGUGAAUGUAAAAUUUUGCCAAGAGUUUAUGCUUCAGGCUCCAGCAUGCCUCUGUUUACCUGUACUCUGAAUUAUAGCUGGAUGGUGAUAUAUUCAGAAGACCAGAAAACAAGUGGGGGUUUUGCUUCAGAGAAAGUAAAACUGCCUGAGUCAAGCAGGUUAUGACUUAGUGCAGGGGUCCUGUAUUGGUAAUCCUUAUGGGACAUGAAAUAAGGUCUUUGAAUGUAUCUUAGUUUCAAAUCCAAUGCUAACUCUAAAUCCUGUGUUUAUGCACAUAAAUGAUGCUGAAUUAAAUCAGUGCCUUAAAGAAGGUUGGCAACCAGCUCUCAGUCUAAAAAGAGUUGCAAACAGCUCAACUUUGCAACACCUGAUGAAUGACUAAAGUGCUGUGAAGCAGCCUGCUGCCUUCCAUUCACUGCCUUGCGGGCAGUAGUUUAAAGGGAAUUGAGAGCAUCACUUCUGUUGAUGGACAGCUAAGGCCACAGUGCAGCCACUGAUUUAUUCUUGGGAUAAUCUUUCCCUUUGAGAAUUAAACACACAAAAGCAUGCCUCUCCAUUUAUAGGUUGAUUGCCACGUGGGAAUUAGAAGAAAUACUUGAUUACCUCUUUGUUGAAUAGAGACUGUCUUGGUCUUGAUCUUACAGAUAUUACAAGACAUAUUUGGUGACUUCAAGGCAAUAACCCUUUAUGCCAACUCGUAGGUACUGGAAAACUGGGCCCUGAACACUGAGGAGACAUCACUGUUUAAUCUAAAAGUAUAUGUUCAGCAGGUUAGUGCAAGCUAGUGUUUCUCUCCUCCUUAAGAAAGUUUUUUCGUGGCAGUUUCAGGAACUAAACAAAUGCAGUCUUUAAAAGGGAAAACCUUAAAAUUUUGUUUCAGUGGUCCUGUAGCUACAGAUAUGAAUUUGGGGAAGAUGGAGUACAAUGGUACCAUUUUCACUUUUUUUGGAGCCUUCACACUGAAUUAAAAGAGAAAUUUCUCUUUCUCCAAGUUUCCCUUCACAAAUUCAAAACUAUUGCAUUAGCUUGAUGCUCUCUUCAAUUCAUUCACAUUUGACUAGGAUUUGGGAUUUUAAAUUGAGUUACUUAAAUUGCUGGCAAGAUGAAAGGAAAUUUAAUGGCAGUUGUUUGCAAUUAAUCCUGCCAAACUGAUUGUCAAACGACUGGUUAGGCUCAGGCUGCAACAAUUCUAAUUAUGGACUUCUCUGGAUUCCUAUAAUGAGCUAUGUAAUUGUUUGCUCCCCACACUUCUUGCUUUAUUUAGGUACAUCACUCUUUUAAUGUGGUACUGUAUCUUUAAUUUGGGUGCUAGCAGGAUUAUACCAAAUGGACUUUCUCUGUCAGCUGGGGUUUCAUUCCUCACUACUUACACAACAGUCGGACCACACUGUUGUGCAGUUCCAGUUUAAAUAUGCUUUAAAGGUGAACACAGCCUCACACGCUGACAAUUAAUGAUAUUCAUGACUAAGCAAACCACUCCAACCACAUUUUCCAUCUUAGGCAGGAUACUAAGAUUCAUUUUAGCCAGGGCAUAUAUGCAUUUUGCCAUGUCUAUGUAACUUAGAGUGGAUUUAUUUUCAACGCGUGCUCAUUUAGAAAUAUAUUUUGAAAUGUUUAGUGCUUUAUCUUACAUGCAUACUGUGCAAUACCAUAGUGUGUUCUUUUACUUUUUUUUUUUUUUUUAAAGACUUCUUUGAAAUUCUUAAUGUUUCUUUGCGCUCCAAUAUGUUUUUGACUUGGAUGGGUUCUGGUAGUAGUAAUGCAUUUUCCUUGCCUUGAGCUAACCAGAAGCAGCAACAGCAUAUUGCACAACUUAAAAUCUUUGUAGUUUGUGCACCCUGAUGUUCACCAGCAAUCUGGUACUCCUGGGAGGCGGAGAAUGCUUCUCUCCAGAGUAUCCAAUUUGCACUUACUGUAAAGAAUUGAUAGAAACCCAGGGAAACAGGAAUAAACUAGAGAGAAAAGCCCUCAUCUGCUCCCACCACACUCCAUAGUAAUCUUGCCAUCCACUUUAAUAGGAGCAGGGACAGGCCAUAAAAAUCAGAUCCAAGUCUUCAGCUAGGAGGGGCUGGUCCUGCUUGCGGUGGCGUAGACCCUACGGCUCACAAGCUUUCUGAAACUUUGGCUCUGGGAUUCUGGUUCAGUCCCAGUCUCUGCAACAAACUGUUUCAAUGCAGGAACCAAACCACUGUGACAAGGCUUCCAAAAGACCACCAGCUUCUGGAAUUGCUUCUCAAUACAAUUUAUGGGAAAUUCGCUCUGUUUCACAAUAGCAGCCUCUGUGUUAUUAUUGUUACAUUCCAUUCGGGUGUUUGAUGCUAUAGAGGUUUAAACUACUUGCAGUUUCUGUGAUUGCUUUGAAAUCAAGCAAUUCUAAGGUGCUAUAAUUGUCCACAGAGCAAAUUCCCAACCACAGAAGGAGAUGUUAACUUUUUCACUAGUUACUUUACACAGUAUUUUUUAUUUAUAUCAGUGUGUUUCGUAUGUGUGCAAAUGGUCCCAGCGUCUCUCAUUGUAAUAAGCUUAUACAACCUCUUCCAGGGCAGCCAUACACAGUAUCUUGUGAUCACAUGUAAUUUCUUAACUUAGAACAAGAAUAAAUCUCUUCUGACAUGACAAACUCAUUUAUGGCAGGCUCUAAUGUUUGUUGUCAGACUUCACCAGUGGAGAAAAAAACACAACCUGUUUGUUCCACCUCUUGCAUGGUUACUUAUCUGUUUUCAUAGUGCUAUGUUAUUGUUCAAGGUAUCUAUUUCUCUUUAUUUGCUAUGGGUUUUGUUACUGUAUAUGGAAUGUUUUGUAUUCAGCAUUUUCUUACAGAGCAGAGUGGGAGCAGUAUUCAAGAACCCACAAAUACCAAAGACCUUUCAUGUAAUGCACUGAGAAAUAAACUUACUGUAAAUGAA